AUGAGACUCACACGCUCCCUCAGCGUGCGCAAUCUGCUCGCCGCCCUCCAUCCACCUCUCCCUCCACAAUCCGCCAGAGAGUCGAAACAGCUACUCAAUGUGCUAGAAUCCGCCUUCCAGAAGCACCUCGACGAGUCACAUCCGUCUCCCAAGGCUCUCCGUGUCACCGACGCAACAAAUGAGGGCGGUUCAAUUCCCGACCCGGCCCAGAGAGUCACCCAUUCUACGCAUUCACACCUAGAUACAAUCCUCAGCCAUCCUCUUCUCCGACAGAAGUCGACGACGUUUGCUCCGCCUCGGGGUCUCGCCGCCGCUGCAGUUUCAGCCUUUGAUGAUGCAUUGGUUCAGAAAGGGCUUGAUUUCCAUCUAGUUCAGUCAUGUGCCAUCCAGUACCUCCAAGGUUUAGAGAAGAAAGAGACGGUUUCCAAUGGGGCAAAGCUGGGCCCUCGGCUGGCUCGCUGGUUUACAGCCAUGAACAAUACCGAUAAAAAGGAGUUCUUGGUCAAUGGAAACUCCCUGGCCUCUGUUGUACCGGUGAUGUACUCGGAUGGAUUGGAAGCCGACGUCUGGGGAUGGCUCCGGACUCUGUAUGAACGUCCAUUUGACAAGUCGAUCUUCCUGCUCUCAGACACAUCAGCUCCGGGUGCCUCGGAUUACCUUCGAGCAGAAGACACGCUUAUUGCCUUGAUGAUGAAAGAGUCUAUUCGCAAAGGCCUAUUUCAAGACGCAGCACACCAGUACGUCCACGCUUGUGAAUACCGAUUAAGAACUGGUCGAGCCAUACUGCCUGAAGGUGGUGUUCUCUCCAAUCCUUUCAAGCGAUCAUGGCAAUAUAUGGCGCGGAGUAUCUUGUUGCGCCGCAGAUCCCAUCACAUACCCGCGGAGCUGUUUGACUCCAUGUUGAAAUUCGGCCUGACCAUCAGUUCAUCUCCUUUCGACCGUGCCGUCUUACAGAUAUAUCACCCAACAUCUCCGUCAGCGCGACCCUUGUUAGCUAAACUGAACGAGGUGUCUUUCCCGCAACGAUUUUCGCAUUGGCAGAAGAAGUUGAAUAAGAUGGUUCAGAAAGCUCUACUUGUGGCGAUGCUUGACGCUGCCCAGCUGUCGUUGGAGCACAACCGUCCCUCUGAAGCACGACAAUUCUUGGACUUUUCGGAAUCGAAUUACCCCGACAUCGUUCCCUCAAACCCACAGUCCAAUACGGCUGAAAGACUCAACCUCGCACGAAAGGAAACCUCGACUCGAAAAGAGUUUCGCUAUAUCCCUACCCCGGCUCUGGUGUGA
Messenger RNA from Capronia epimyces CBS 606.96, 1284 nucleotides. RefSeq lists its product as uncharacterized. Lineage: Eukaryota; Fungi; Ascomycota; Eurotiomycetes; Chaetothyriales; Herpotrichiellaceae. The transcript has a single exon. The record is from RefSeq and is a predicted model, not a curated record. Bases 1 to 1284 code for a protein of 427 amino acids.